AUGAUGGAUAAAGAAAUUGAACUUCUGCAUCAAUUCGUUGAUCUGUGCAAGAGAAAUCCUGGUUUGCUGCAUGAACCAAAAUAUGCUUUCUACAAGGAAUACCUUGAAAGUCUUGGUGCAACAAUACCACCGUUGCCAAAGAAAGAAGAGAAGCCCAAAGAACCGGAGGUUCACGAGGACGAAACCAUGGAUGAACCAGAACCACCGGUUGAAUUGGAUAUGAGCGGUGUUAUAGAGGGUGAAAAAGACGAACCAUUGCCGAUGGGCGAUAGCGGCAAAGAGGUUAGCGAUGAAGAUCUCGAAAAAGCGAACGAAGAACGAAAUCAGGCUAUGGAAGCGUUCAAUGAAGGAAACAUGGAAAAGGCAUUGGAGCAUUACACAAAAGCAAUUGAACUGAAUCCGGGAUCGGCAAUUCUGCAUGCUAAACGUGCAAAUGUGCUGCUGAAACUGAACAAACCGAAUGGAGCGAUUCGCGACUGUGAUAAAGCAAUAGAACUGAACGCAGAUUCAGCACAAGGAUACAAGUUCCGUGGACGUGCAAAAAGAUUGUUGGGUAACUUCUUGGAAGCGCAUAAAGAUCUCGUGAUGGCUUGUAAAUUGGAUUACGAUGACGUUGCAAACGAAUGGUUGAAGGAGGUUGAGCCAAAUGUGAGUUUUCUUUCUGAAUCUCAUUUGUUAUCGUUUCAAUUGACUUGA
Molecule: messenger RNA, 696 nt
Organism: Anisakis simplex (herring worm)
Lineage: Eukaryota; Metazoa; Nematoda; Chromadorea; Rhabditida; Anisakidae
Source: the annotation of a GenBank genome assembly